Colletotrichum acutatum is the source of this 2781-nucleotide messenger RNA. Its product is annotated as fungal-specific transcription factor domain-containing protein. The transcript is spliced from 4 exons. Bases 1 to 2781 code for a protein of 926 amino acids. Gene Ontology annotation, biological process: DNA-templated transcription; positive regulation of transcription by RNA polymerase II. The record is from RefSeq and is a predicted model, not a curated record. Gene Ontology annotation, molecular function: zinc ion binding; sequence-specific DNA binding; DNA-binding transcription factor activity, RNA polymerase II-specific. Lineage: Eukaryota; Fungi; Ascomycota; Sordariomycetes; Glomerellales; Glomerellaceae.
AUGGACAUCUACCGUCAUGGCCUGGGCAACAUGAUGCCACGAAACCCGCCCUAUCAUCACCACCCGCCUCCCAACGCUCCUCCCCAACUCUACCCGGGCCCUUCCCGCGCUCCUCCCACCAGUCGCGAAGAUCCAGAGAGUGACGGCCCCUCCAAUCGCAUUGCCCACACUCUGACGGCUUGCUGCCGCUGCCGCCAGCGUAAAACAAGAUGCGACCCUACUCUACCUCGUUGCCUGCCGUGCGAACGCGCCGGCUCAGUUUGCGAAUACUACGAUACUACCAAGGGAAAGAAGAUCAACCGUAAUUAUGUCAUUAAGCUGCAAGAAAAGGUGCGCGCCCUCGAGGCCGAGCUACGCCAGUACACCGACGACGACAGCGAGUUCUCCCAUCUCGACGAGGAUAUCGUGCGGCCCGGCGGCCUGGUUCGCCUGAAUGAUACCGACGAGACGCCCCGCUACCUGGGUCCGAGUAGCGGCAUCGCAAUGACACGCUUGCUGGUCCAGGGCGCAAAGCUCUUCACCGACUCGAAGCGAAUCUCAGAGUUGAUUCCCGAAGUUCGAGCGCGGAGGAUGACGCGCAUGCAGUCUAUUGUCAUGACGAGGGAUCGAAAGAAGAGUUAUCCCAUGAUCAGCGCUUACCCUGCGCAGAGCCUGCCGACUAGACCCAUCGCCAAUAAGCUCGUAUUCUGGCCAACAUUGCACGAGAAAAUGUUUUUGGGCGAUUUAGAGGCAGUGUAUGCUGGUGACCAAGACCCCUACAAGAACCUCAUCGUCCGCAUGGUGUUUGCAAUCUCGCUCCAGAAGAUGGAUCCUCAGUAUGCCGGUCUGGCCGACAGCUACUAUUUGGCUGCCAUGGAACACUUUGAGCAAGUGGCCCGGCCAAAGGACCUCAAGUCUCUACAGAGUCUGGCGCUCAUCGGUCAAUACUCCCUCCUGACUCCCACGAGAACCGCUGUAUACUACAUGGUUGGUAUGGCUACGCGCGUUUGUCAAGCAGAAGGCUUGACUGAUGAGAAGACCAUUGGCGCCGGGAACCUCCUGGAUCCCUUGACCCUGGAUAUGCGCCGCCGCCUUGCCUACAUCAUCACCUCCAUGGAAGCUGGCCUGGCACAUAGCAUGGGCCGACCAAAUGGAUUUUCCAAGGCUGACGACCGAAUGGAUGUGGAGCCAUUUGCGACUGUGGACGACGAGUACAUCACGGCCGACGGCAUCGGCCAGGGGCCUCCAAGCGAGAACAAGCUGGUGGCUUUGCAUUUCUUCAAGAUGCGCAUGGAGCAGGCUGAGAUCAGGAGAGUACUCUACGAGAAGAAGCGCGAAGAGCCCAGGGAUGAGAGCCACCCCUGGUUCGCAAAGAUGGAGAGAGACAUCCAGAACUGGAUUGAUUCUUCGCCUCAGAAUCCGGCUUGGUGUAGGCCAUGGUUCACUGGACGUUACCACCAGAUGCGCAUCUUCCUUUACCGGCCAUCCCCGCAAGUACCGAAACCCUCACCACGAGCUGCGAGCAUCUGCUUCGAAGGGGCGUCAUAUAUUAUCAACUUGUCGAAGCAGCAGAUGGAAAAAGCAGCAGUCGAUAUCACUUGGGUGUUCCUCCUCAAUCUCUACAUGUCUCUCAACACACUGCUCUGGACGGUCUCGUAUCCCGAGAUCCGGCAGGCCCACCCCCGCGAUGAGGUGGAAGAGCUGAGUGAUCAGACGUUGGAUAUUCUGGAGCGAUGCACUGAGCGCUGGCCGGGGACUGCUCAGGCUGUGCAGCUCUACUCCAUCUUUGCCAAGGCAUGCCUCCAGAGCUACGAGGCCAGAGAUACCCCGAUCCUACAAGCGUCAAGUACUUUCACGACGCCUCCUUCGCUCUUUGACGGUAACUCUCCUCAGGGCUCAGAGGUCUCAGCAUCAACAGCGCCAGGUGGUGGACCGACGUUCAAGGUUAACCCACCGCAUAACCCGCCACAGUUUGGCUUCGUUUUCGACGCUACCCCUGAGUCGAUGAACACGUACCAAUGGGAUCCCAACUUCCCUCCUCACCCAACGUUCCGUUCCAACUCGAUCUGGGGCAACUCAUCUGGUGAUGCUAACCCGAACAUGAAUCCGGGCGGUCGCCGCUUCUCCGCCUAUCCUCCCGAGUCACCACUGGAAGACUCUACACCGCCGGCGACGACCACGCCUGGUUACAAUUCAUCCUCAUCGCCUCCUAGCACCAUCAACAAUGCUAUGCCCACACCGCCAGAUUCGUUCAACAGCGGCCCCGUAGGUACACCUUCAAGCUCGACCAUCUCACCACCCCCGAUGGGAACUCCGGCCAUGUCGCAGUCUUCGCCACUUGUUCUGCAGCACGGAACACCAACAAUGGUUCAGCACAGCACCAACAUGUCACCGCCUCCGCCGCCUGUUCCUGGAAGUAGAGGACCUGGUGGCUUUGGUGCACCGCCGACAUCGAAUCCCGGCGCGCCACAACGCCCGCUGCCGAAUUACAACCCAACAACGGACUGGUUUAACCCGCCACCUCCGUUCAUCAACCCCGACGCCUUCAGCUCGAUGAGCAACAGUUUCUUUGGCGACUCGUUGCAGGUCAAUGGCUUCAACUCACAAAACCCCGGUUUGGGGCUUGAUCAAUUCGGCGGUCCGUUCAAUUGGUCACAAGAGAGACAAGGCAGUCUGAGCCAGCAACAGCAGGUGGAGCUUUUGAAUGUCCUGGAAAAUGAGGGCAUGAGCGAUAUCGAUGCUAUUCUCAACAUGGGCAUGAACAACCCGAGCCCUGCCGCGAGCGUCUGGCCACAAGCAUGA